Molecule: messenger RNA, 2220 nt
Organism: Cladophialophora yegresii CBS 114405
Lineage: Eukaryota; Fungi; Ascomycota; Eurotiomycetes; Chaetothyriales; Herpotrichiellaceae
Exons: 1
Coding region: 1-2220 (739 amino acids)
Source: RefSeq, a predicted model, not a curated record
AUGGAGUCAGACUCAACUUAUGUGGAGGAAGGCCAGCAUGUCGCAUCCUCACCGUCGCCGGAUCGGAUUCUACCUUCAUCACCACCUCACAUCACGCAGCCGCACCCACAAGCAGGCAUCACGUCCCCAGGAGCCACAUCGACAUCACAGCGGAUAGUGCCGUCGUUGAUAUCGGAGAAUCCACACGCCCAAGGCGAAGACGGUAAAACCUACUUCCGACGACUGAAUCGCUACUUCGGCCCGGCUUCGACAUGGCUCUCCUGGACGAAGGAGGAAAGAACCACGGUCCUCAGUCUCGACCGUAUGCGAAGCCAGGAUCUUAGCACCCAUCUGUUCAGUGCGUUCGGGCUUAAACGUAAGGCGCGUGCAUCGGCUGGGAGAGAGCCCAAACGGCGGAGGAAGGGCAAGGAGCGAGCCUCGUCCGCUGCUCCGUCUGGCACGGGAGAUGAUGUCGAUGCCGUUGCUGGAGCCCAGCUGCAGGGCAGAGACAGCAGGUUUAGUCUGUCCAGGUCAUGGACUGCUUGGCCGAUGCAUCCUGACGAGGUGCCCAGGGAGGAGUUACUUCCGCGCCUACACCAUGAUGGCAUACGUUGUGCGCACGUCGAUGUAAGACCCAGUGCUCAUCUGGAAGCAUGGCUGAUCGCGACAGCUACAAGGCUUGCACGAGAACGAUGGAGCACAAGAGAAUGGGAAAAGGAGGACGAGUCAACCGCUACGAACAUCGAACGCGACCAUGGUGUCGCCGCAGCGGUAGAGACACGAGAGGACGACCAAGGAGAUGAGAGUCGAGACUCUGAACUUGAGGAUGCUAAUCUUCCGUCAAGACAACUUGGCGAUGAUCCGAUAUUCUACUCACAGCCAUUCGUCUUCGAAGACGAUGAUGAUGACGACGACGCCGCCGCCGCCGCCGCCGCCGCCGCCGCCGCUAAAGACCAUGGCCGGUCUACGAAAUCUAAAGGCGAACAAAGCGACGACGAGAGCACCGAACGAGAUGGAAGCCCUGUUCCUCUCGCUGAUGACGAUAAAGCUCGCCAACACUUCCUUCCCAGCGCUCGACACAUUCUUUCCAGUCUAGACGAUCUGCUUCUCGGCCUGCAUAAGGCGCGAUACACCUACGCGGCCAAACCCCAAGGAAGGGCAAGGGGUAAAUACUCCAACUCUCAGACGCCAGAGGAAAGCUCGACCCGCGGGAGGAGUUCUUCACGAGCAGCAUCGAGAAGGAGAGACCGUUCCUCGUCCGCUAACACCGAUGUGUCAGGCGUAUCGAACGCAGCCGCCUUACAAGGUAAACGCUCUCGGAGAGUGGAGACCCUUGGCUUGAGAGAUUGGAGUGACAUCGUGGGCAUGGCGAGCCUGACGGGUUGGGAUCCAGCAAUCGUCGAGAAAGCGAGUGAGCGCUGCACAAAGCUGUUUGGGGAGAACAUGCUGUUCCGCACAUUUCACGAAGGUCGAGACAAGGACGGAGCCGCGUCGUAUUUCACGGAAAACCUUGCCGACCAGGCAGAGGACAUAGAGUCCCUCGUGGAAGAGGAAGAAAUUGUGUCAGACACGGACGAAGAUGAGGUCCCCGUUGUCCGCACCUCCAGGCCUUGUAUAACAUGUCAAGGAUCACGUACACAGUGCCAACCAGCGGACGAACGAGCUGGAGCUUCAAGACCCUGCAAAGCCUGCCUCAAUAGCGACAUGCCGUGUUCAGGGAUCAGAGUCUCCAUCAAAGCGCGAGCACAGGUCUGCCCGCACCGCUCCUGCCCCCGACACAUCAUGCCCUUUCGCAAACGAUACCACCUCCAGCGACAUCUGGACAGUAUGCACAUAGGGGUGCGGCUGGCACGAUCGACGUCGCGAUCACAGUCUCGGGCUACAAGCGUGCCUUCCAGCGAUAUCAACGCCUACACUGGCUCCGACAGUGACUUCGACGUGUUUUCCAGGUCUGGCAGCCAUGAUGCAGCCCAGAUUGUGUGCCCGAUCGGGAGCUGCCCACGGACCACUCGCCCUUUUUCGAAAGGAAAGAAGCUGUACGAGCAUGUCAGACGAAUGCACCCUGAGGUGGACGUCAAGGAAGUCAAGAGACAAGAGGCAAGAAAGCGCAGUGCGAGGAGAGACAGACGGCUGGGCGUGAGGAGAAACAGGACGAGAAGUCGCGAGAAGAUGGAGACGACACACGUGGACGAAGAAAUAGAAAUCGAGGAGGAUGAAGGCGAAGGCGAAGAUGAAGACUGA